UUUUACUCUAAUUGACCUUCCACAUGUCUUUGCGUAUCCAUUGCACAACUAGGUGCAACUGUUAAUCUUAUUGAGCCUAUUGUUUGCUUUAGGAUAGGAGCCUUUGUCCUCUACAACUAGAGAAUCUCCUCUCUACAAGAAAUGUUUAUAUUGCAUUCUCUAUCGCGGACGAGAAAACCCUUCUUUUUCAGCACUCCUCUAAAACCCUAGAAAACUAAACAUAAGGUAAGAUUUGGUCGAUUCACCAAUUUUUCUUUCGAAGCUGAGCGGCGGAGGCGAUAGAACUCUUCGACAGCAGCUGCUAUUAUCUUUGAAACAUGGCUAUGGGUAUGAUGAAACCCAUGAAGGCUGGUCUUGAAGAAUCUCAGGAGCAGCUGCAUCGAAUUAGGAUCACUCUUUCCUCUAAGAAUGUAAAAAACCUUGAGAAAGUUUGUGCUGACCUUGUGCGUGGUGCCAAGGAUAAGAGGCUGAAGGUCAAGGGACCUGUCAGAAUGCCUACCAAGGUCCUUCAUAUCACUACCCGAAAGUCCCCUUGUGGAGAAGGUACGAAUACCUGGGAUCGAUUUGAGUUACGUGUUCACAAGAGAAUAAUUGAUUUAGUUAGCUCUUCUGAAGUGGUGAAGCAGAUCACAUCAAUUACCAUCGAACCUGGAGUCGAGGUUGAGGUUACUAUUGCAGACACAUGAGAACUAAACAUUAGUCUGCUUAUUGUAAUCUUGAAUUUUGCCUUAGGGUUUAAUUAGAUUGAAUUUUUGACUGAGCACUUAAUAUCUCAGAUGUGAUUUCUACUGUGGAAUUUUUUUGUUUUUCAUUUAAGCUAUGACUAGAAUUAAGCUUCACAUCUGCAAUUUUCUCUGGAACUUUUCGUCUUUGUGACAUCAUACUUUGAAGUUUGGAUGGUUUCUGUUUCUUUACUAUUCUACAAUCAUAUGGUGGCGGGAUCUUGUUUACAA
Cryptomeria japonica (Japanese cedar) is the source of this 953-nucleotide messenger RNA. Its product is annotated as small ribosomal subunit protein uS10y. Gene Ontology annotation, biological process: translation. Gene Ontology annotation, molecular function: structural constituent of ribosome; RNA binding. Gene Ontology annotation, cellular component: cytosolic small ribosomal subunit; ribosome. The transcript is spliced from 4 exons. Lineage: Eukaryota; Viridiplantae; Streptophyta; Pinopsida; Cupressales; Cupressaceae. The record is from RefSeq and is a predicted model, not a curated record. The coding region runs from base 318 to 686 and encodes 122 amino acids.